Molecule: messenger RNA, 5042 nt
Organism: Notolabrus celidotus (New Zealand spotty)
Lineage: Eukaryota; Metazoa; Chordata; Actinopteri; Labriformes; Labridae
Gene: scn2b
Product: sodium channel, voltage-gated, type II, beta
Exons: 6
Coding region: 192-854 (220 amino acids)
Cellular component (GO): membrane
Source: RefSeq, a predicted model, not a curated record
ACACAACCCGAUAACCAUAAGAUCAACCGUCAUAGGGCUACAGACACUGCCAGCCAUGUCCUGCCUCUAAAACAAAAACACUGUUUUUAGCAUUUAAACGUACCCUGAGAGAUCACAUUUACUCUUUUUAGAAGUAUUAUUUUUUUAAGAGAUAACAGCGUCGUUUUUCUAAAGCACAAGAAGAAGAGAAGAUGUGUUCCCACGAGCAGAAGAUGAGCUGUGGCGUUCAGCUGAUGAGCGCGGCGCUGCUCGUGCUGCUGCUCUCGCUCUCCGGUUGCUCAAGCAUGGAUGUGCUGGUGUCCAGUAAAAUCAAUGCUCUCAAUGGAACAACUGUCAAAAUCCCCUGCACUUUCACGUCCUGCUAUAAGAUAGAUGCUACAAAGUUUUCCAUGAACUGGACCUACCAAAAAACAAUUAAUGACACAGAAGAAAUGUUUAUAAAAUAUGAUAAGAAAAAAGGAAUGGUGCCUCUGCGCUCAGACUUCUUCGGAGACAGGGUCAAGUUUGCUGGGCUCCUGGAGAAGAAUGAUCUGUCAAUCACCCUGUCAGAUGUCCAGCUGGAGGAUGAGGGGUUUUACACCUGCUAUGUGAUAAACCCUCCAGACCGCAUCCACGGACGUGGUGUCAUAGAACUUAUAGUUGUUACAGAACUUCCCCCUCCCAGAGAUUCAACCAUCGCAGUUGCAAUUGGAGCAUCAGUGGGCGGAGCGUUAGCUCUGCUGAUCCUUUCCAUGGUAGUAGUGAAAUGUCUCCGUCGACACCAGAAGCCAGAACUGAUUUCAGAGGAGAAGAUGGAGGAGGAGGGAAAGCUGGACGCUGAAGGUGUUGCAGAGGAGGGAACCAAACAACCAUAGCUGGGUCAUGUGAUUGUGGAGCCCUCACCCAAACACCUCACCUGACAUGCCCACCCCCUUCCUGGAGAUCUAUCGUAACCACAGCUUGAAUCAACACGCACCGAAACUUCCAUCCAUUCUGCAUGUGCGUGUGAGUGUGUCAGUGUACCGAAUGUUUCUAUGUAUGUGUGGGUGUUUCUAUAUGUCUGUAUGAGGUGUGUUGUUUUUUUCUUGAAAUAAGCCAGGGAACCUUGUUCUGCAACCCAACCAUUAAAUACAUUAUGUAUUGAAAACUGAAAUAACAAUGAAAAUUUUAUUAAAUUAUUUCUUAUGGUGAAAAUGGCAUUGUCAUAGCAAACUAGGGCUGGGCAAUAUGACCCCAAAUUUCUAUAACACUAUAGUUUGAUCAUGGAAGAAACCUGAAUAAAUACAGAAUUUAAUAAUAAAUAUUAAAUCUUCAGCUGCAUAUAGUUUCUUUUUUUAAUGAAGUCACUAAUAAUAAAGUUAACGGUAACUAUGAGGGCAAAUUUUCAAACUAACAUUCUGUUAGGCAGAAGCUUAUUUCACACUAUAUAUAACACUCUGUCUGAACACCUUUUUUAUGACCUUCAAUUGUGCUGAUUCCUCCUGUGUUGUACAUUUAUUGCAGUCUACUUAUGGGGUUUCGUUAAAAUUGCUAUUGUCAGUUGUCAUUGGCAACAUACUGUAUGAUAGCAGGUCCCUCCGAGAUUGUGGACAGCUUUCUGCUAGGACCUCUCUAUAGAACCAAGUCGAGCAUUAACGCAAUAGCACAUCGCUUUGGUCACAUAUGAGCUGUAUUGCAUGGCUAAUUUUAGAAAAACAUUGAGAGUGAACCACUGUAGGCAAAGUGUAAUGUAUGUUGGAAGCUAAUUAGCUGCAUGUCAGGUUUUACAUCAAAUCUAACCUAACAUUUUGCGGAGCACAGUAAAGAUCUGAAAACUGGAACAUAUAAUGAUUAUCCGGCAGGCUAUGAUGCUUAAGUGUGUCUUCAGUCAAUGAGAGAAGCACCUCACUACUAACUUCAAAAGCCAGGGACUGUCAGGUACAAUGCACUAUUCUUUUUGACAAUGAUGUCAUGUCAUACUUUCAUAGUUUCCUUUACAAAGGCCUAUUUCCACUGCAAACACAAUUUUUCAGACGUAACCAAGCUAUUUUGGUGCCUAGACCCAACAAAAUGGCGACCAUUUCAUCCCAUUAACUAAUUAUAUUUAUUAUUAUUAUUAAUAAGAUGAAGAUGGGACUCUCCAACUGUCACAGUUUGUAUGUUACUAACUGUUGGGGAUUGCAUCAUCUGGCCCACUGGCCUGGUUGGCUUUUGGGUUCAACUGCUCAACCAGCAGUUUAAUGGAAUGAUGAGUGUUUAUUUUACAACAUUGCCUUAAAUCCAUGUCUUUCAGCUUCCCGCAUGGGCACCAUGUCUUAACAUAAGUUGAUGCACUAAAAGUGCAUAUGUAAUGUACUUCCACCACUGGCUUUUCUUAUCUGAAAGGACAGUAAUUGUCAGUGACUUAACCAAAUCAUGUCUCAAUGUUGCCUACUCGUGUUCAAGCAUCGUAAACAUUCCUCAAACUUAUUUGAGGACUUUCUUCCCAGCUUACAUUUUACUUGUAAUAAUAUGAAGGGCACAGAUUUUGUCAAUCAUUAAAAAACAGUUCUUUCAAGUGUCGCCAAGCCAUGACAGUGGCUGUGUCCAAUCCAUAGAUUUUACAAUAUUGCCCUCCAGAAAGACUUUUUUCAAGAGAGAAACAGUAAAAUAUUUAACGUGUUCUGUACAUGGCAUGGAUUUAACAAGAGAACCAACAACAAUGAAGAUUGAUAGGAAUAACCAACAAUAAGCUAAGAAAAUGUCACACAUAGCCACUGAGACAGUAAGCCAGUGCUGACGAUACGAGGACCCUAAAACUGUAGCAGCUUAAUGAAAGUUAUAAUUUCAAUCAUCAUUCAAAUCAGUGCUUCUCCUAAAACAAGUCAACAUGUUUUCAUCUGCCUUUACUCCUUUAUUCACUUCUUAUGUUGUCAGCAAUGUGUCUUUUUUAAUGUAAAGAGAGAGUGGUAGACUCUGUUUUUUAUUGGUCAGUAAGUGAUGUAUUUUCAAUUGCUCUGGUAAAGAUGCAGGGAGUUGUAUUUUUUUUCUAACCACCUGAGCUGACUUUAAAGCCGAAAAUUAACUCUGUCAAAACCCUGUAUUUUUUCCCCUGAAUACAGGGGUAUGUUAGAUAGAAUUAAGUAAACAAAGGAAAGUGGCUAGUGUUGGUGUUGAGAUUUCUUAUCAGAGUUCUAUAUCUCUAUAAAACCAAAAAGCUAACACGUGAUCAGAACUAUAUGAUAAUGAAUAAAGCAAAGGUAGUUUUUGUUGAGUAAAUGGCUGUCAGACUCAAUCAAAAACAACCAGGAGUGACACAUGAGCUGCACCCAAAAUCACAAAGUCCCAGCUGGUGUCACCAGAAAAUUAAAAAUGCCCACACUGAAGACUUAAUUUUAACUAACAGUUGUCACUAGCAGGUAGAUUUUUUUCUUCGUUGGCCAAUGAAGCAUGUUCACUGUAUUAUGGUGCCAUGAAUGCAUGUCAAAUGGUACAGUAGCAUAUCAGAAAUAAAGAAAGUAACUUAUUUUCAUUUAUUUCACCACAAAAACUUGAGUCAAAGUAUGCUUACGUUUUUACUAUAUUAAGGUACUGGGUUGCACCAUUUUUCAGGAAUUAUUAUAAUUGGAUAUCAGUUGAUAUAUGCAUGUAUGUUUAUCGCUUGCAUCACUCUGAGGGGUAUGUGGACUCACUUUGAAAAGUGUUGUCUUUCCUCUAUAAAAUUGAAGAUAUAUAAUUUUAAAAAAGCCUUCAAAACACUUUUCUAAAAGUAUUUUUACUCAAACUUGAAAAGUUCUGUAUCAAGAUUUUAAAUAUAAUGAGGCAGUGAACCUCAUUGCACAAAGAUUCUUAGUGUGUAUUUUAAAACAGACAGAAUAUAUAUAUAUAUAAAUAUAUAUAUGUAGAAGAAAGUUAUUAGCUCUUAAAAGUUACACCAUAGAUCUGGGUCCAAAGUUAUGCCUUUACCUCAACAGUUGCGUUUAAAACUGUACAUACUGUUUUGCACAUUGACACAUUUAUACCAAUUGUGGUUUGAUCAUAGUGGAGAGCAUGUGAACGUAAUGGAACUGUGGAAAACAUAAAGCUCACUUUAUUACAAUGGUAUAUUAGAAUGUUGGGUUGUUGUAAUAGAAACAUGGCAUGGUGAUUGUAUGGUGAAAUGGAAAAUGUAUCUGUGGUGCAUUCUUUUUGUAUUUUCUUUUCUUCUUUUUCAAUAAAGCACCCUAAACGUAAGGAACAGAACUCUUUAUAGAAUACCUAAUCACUGUUUUAUUAUCAUUUUACAGGUUUCAGCAUGUGAGCAUUGUUAAUUUCAGAAUGUUCUAUGUUAUUUUACCCAUGUUGGUGUAGCUGUGUCAAAAACUGGUGUCUCUAUGGUACUUGUAAUGCAUCAGUCCGGUAAACUGUGUUAUUCAUUUCCAAGAGUGCGCUUAGUGCUUCCGAAUCUGGUAGCUUGGUCAAUCCUGGUUUCUGACAUUGCUAAACAAACCAACAGUAUACAAAUAAUUUGUUUUCUAUCAUUGUGGGUUAAUAACUGAGUGAUUUCCUUAACUAUCAAAAGCACAGCUUUGCUAUCAGAGUAAUAUUAUGUAUACAAUUGUGUGUUUCUAUGUGAUUAUCAAGACACCAGAUAGUCUGUCAUAGUGUGGAGAACAAUGUGACAGUGAUUAAAUGGUUGAUGGUUGAGAUUCUAGUUCUGUCACAGUUCCUUGUUCUUUGUGUGACCAUAUAUGUUAAAGAUUAUGAGUUUGGGUGCUUCACAAAUAAGGUGAUGCUACAGGUCAACAUUUGGGCAAAAGUUAAAUGCAGUUUUUUACCAAGAUGGUUUUGCUGGCAAUAUGAAGUCACAUACAUUCCAUUUUUUAUAGAUCUUAUAUCUCAAUCAGGAAUAAUCAAACACAUAGACUAUGAUGCUAAAACAAGUAACUGACAAUAUCAUUGUCAAUAUCAUCCAUCUCUGGCUAUGAGUUUGCCCUGAAUAGUUGCUCUUGUUUCACUUUAAAUGUUAGUGACACCAAACUAAUGCUUGCACUGUGCUGCCUCUUAACAAGCAGCUGUCAUUACAAUAUGUUUUUUGAAUAAAGAUUAUUUAGGAACAUGUCACA